AUGACUGAUGGAGACUAUGAUUAUCUGAUCAAACUCCUGGCCCUUGGAGACUCUGGGGUUGGAAAAACAACGUUCCUGUACAGAUACACUGAUAACAAAUUUAAUCCAAAAUUCAUCACGACAGUCGGGAUAGACUUCCGGGAAAAGCGAGUGGUGUACAACAGCAGAGGACCAAAUGGAUCUCCAGGAAAAGCCUUCAAGGUACAUCUCCAGCUCUGGGACACAGCUGGACAGGAAAGGUUUCGAAGCCUCACCACAGCAUUUUUCAGGGAUGCUAUGGGCUUUCUGCUGAUGUUUGAUCUCACCAGCCAGCAGAGCUUCUUUAAUGUCAGAAAUUGGAUGAGUCAGCUCCAAGCCAAUGCAUAUUGUGAGAAUCCAGAUAUAGUCCUAAUUGGGAACAAAGCUGAUUUAUCAGACCAAAGGGAGGUGAAUGAAAGGCAAGCAAAAGAUCUGGCAGACAAAUAUGGCAUACCCUACUUUGAAACAAGUGCAGCUACUGGGCAGAACGUGGAGAAGGCUGUGGACACACUUCUGGACUUGAUAAUGAAACGGAUGGAGCAGUGUGUGGACAAGACACAGGCCUCUGACACAGCCAACGGGGGGAGCUCGGGCAAGCUCGACUCGGCACCACCCGCGGAGUUUUUUUCUGCUGAACGGCUGAGUGGAGAAGCUGUGAAUGAGGAGCAGCCUGUUGUGUCUUACCCACCUGCUGGAGGUGAAACGGUUCUUCUUGUCGGGGCGUCGUUCACCUUCCAGCUCAACCCUUCAGCAGCCUCUGGAUCCACCACCACCACCUUUGGAGUGUUCCCUUCUGUUCUGCUGCUGUGA
Messenger RNA from Chaetura pelagica (chimney swift), 828 nucleotides. It is a transcript of the gene RAB27B, whose product is annotated as RAB27B, member RAS oncogene family. The transcript has 6 exons. Gene Ontology annotation, biological process: melanosome transport; positive regulation of exocytosis. The record is from RefSeq and is a predicted model, not a curated record. NCBI's taxonomy places the organism in Eukaryota, Metazoa, Chordata, Aves, Apodiformes, Apodidae. Gene Ontology annotation, molecular function: GTPase activity; GTP binding. Gene Ontology annotation, cellular component: secretory granule; melanosome. Bases 1 to 828 code for a protein of 275 amino acids.